AUGUUGCGCUUCAGUUGCUAUGAGAUUGUUUGGGAUUGCCGCACAACACGAGUAGAGCAUGAGGAGAAAAAACGGGAAUCCAUUCUAGGCGCUGAUGCCAUCAACCUCCUGCCUUUCUUCUUCUCGUCUGGUGCCGCAAAAUCAACCGACUUAGAAAUCGCAUGGCAUAGUACCGUAGAGCAGUAUUCAGAUCUGAAUUUGACCCAUCAAAGCGAUAGGCUGCCUGCGAUUUCAGCACUGGCACAGCGUAUGGCGGAACUGCGGCCUACCGAUAUCUAUCUUGCAGGUAUGUGGCGGAACACCUUGCUUCCUGAUUUACAGUGGAAAGGAAUCCGUCAACCCUACAAGGAAUCGACAUUGCCAACCUGGUCCUGGGCUUCCACGCGUGGAGUUAUGUACCUCACCACCGAGUUCAUACUGAAAGGCGUAAAAUAG
This is a messenger RNA of Bipolaris victoriae FI3, 435 nucleotides long. RefSeq lists its product as hypothetical. NCBI's taxonomy places the organism in Eukaryota, Fungi, Ascomycota, Dothideomycetes, Pleosporales, Pleosporaceae. The record is from RefSeq and is a predicted model, not a curated record. The coding region runs from base 1 to 435 and encodes 144 amino acids. The transcript has a single exon.